AUGUCAUAGGAGGUAUUAGAAGGCUACGGUGUAUACUUUUACAUUCUUUAUGUAGUCUUUUACUGUACGCCCGUGUAUGUAUAAGUAAUGAAACAUAUAUUAUAUCUGUGCGGUUUAUUGUGUUAUAUUUAAUAAAAAGUUUUAUGUUUAAUUUUGAUGGUUAAAAUUCAAAACUGAAGAAACAUGGAUUUAUCUACAUGUCAACUUCUUUUCUUAUUUUCAAUACUGAACGUUGUAUUAGCUGGUGAUAUGAUGAGGAAAUCAAUUGUUUACGACAAAAAAACACCUAAUGUAUUUUAUUGUCCAUUAAAUAAACCUACUGGUUUUGAUAAAUUGUUUGUGCAUUCAAGACCACUAAAAAAAUUAUGUGAAUUUGAUGGAAAACCUUUGCCGGAAGACUAUAAAUCUGAUUGUUUUCAAGACGUUGAUGAAACUGAAUAUGCUUGCAAAGAAAAAUACAGAAUUAUGAAGAGAUUGUCGAAGAAACAACUGGAUAGUUUAUUCGGAAAUAACGACUAGAAUAACUUUAACAAAAUAACGCUCUGUAAUGUAAGAGAUGCGUCUUCACCCACCUGGUACCGAAAACGACAAAGAGAGUACAAAAUGGGAAAAAGCUUAUAAAAAAGUUGUUAGAAAACGUAAGAGACAACAAUCACAAUAAAUAGUUUUACAUAAUGAUGAUAAACAUUAAGUAAUGAAUGAAAUACUUAGAUACUUAGUUUAUAAUAAUAUAUAAUAGGUACCUAAUAAUAUAUUUACUACAGAUAACAAAUAAACAUUUAAAAAAACUAUUUAUAAAAAAUGGUGCUGUAAUAAAAUCUAUUAAUCAAAUUUUAUUUUAUUUUGUAGUAAUAAUGUUAUUUAUAUUAUAGGUAUUAUAAACAAUUUUAAUACAAUUGUAACUCCUAAUGUUUUUUUUUUUACUUUUUAUACAUUUCAAUUUUUAAGUAUAAUAAAUUGUUAUUUAUAAAAUGAAUAAAAACAAUAAUGAAACUA
Messenger RNA from Rhopalosiphum padi (bird cherry-oat aphid), 996 nucleotides. RefSeq lists its product as uncharacterized. The record is from RefSeq and is a predicted model, not a curated record. The transcript has 6 exons. Bases 184 to 519 code for a protein of 111 amino acids. NCBI's taxonomy places the organism in Eukaryota, Metazoa, Arthropoda, Insecta, Hemiptera, Aphididae.